AUGAAUCCGCCGGCAGGGCUAGGUACACUUGGCUCUGUCAUUCAGCUAGUUGACUUCGCCGUCAAGAUCAUCGCCACUCAAGACGAGAUUCAAAAAUCCCCGCAUGGUUGCACACGGGAGAAUCGAGGCCUGGAGGCAAUUUGUCAAGGACUGCAAUCCAUUCUUGGAGAGGUUGAGACCCUUUCAUUUUCGAAAACUAUUCCUGGGGGCUCUGGAUCUCAGCAAGAUGGCGCGGUUAAAAGCCUACAUGCUCUUUGUGAAGAUACCAAGAAAGACUGCAAGGAUAUUUUGGGCUUUUUACAAAAGUUGAAGAUAAAAGAUGGAGGCCACAUGCGAUGGGGAAGUAUGAAUGCGGCUUUCAAGUCAUUGAUAGGCCGCCAAAAAGUUGAUGCGAUGGAGGGUCGGUUAAGAACAGCGCAAAGUGCUAUUUCGAUUCAUCUCGGCUCUAUAAUAUGUGACGAGAUACAGACUUUGAGAGCUGCCGUUAGCGAGUUCCAGCGCCAAAAUGCCAGGUUCCGAGUUAGAAGAGAUCCUGAUCUCAAGCUUCUUUCGGAGAAGAUAAAUGCAAUGGAUCUUGAAUCUCCAGGAAUGAAACAAGUAUUGCCAAAAGCAGAAGAUCAAGUUUCACUAGAUGCGUUCAAAGAAUUCCAGGCUCAAAUUACUGGCUUUCACGCUGCCAAACAAACUAUCGCCGCUGGACAAGCUAUCCUCUCCAGCCUCUACUUCCAGAGCCUUCCGAUUCGACACCGAACCAUACCUGAGAAUUUUGAAGAUACCUUCAGCUGGAUUUUCACAGAAGGUGUAUUCCGACGAUGGGUUGAGCAGGAGGGCGGCAUCUUUUGGAUAACUGGCAAGCCCGGUUCCGGCAAAUCAACACUGAUGAAGUUUCUGGCGGAUAAUUACAAGACGCGCUACUUUCUCAAUAAAUGGGCAAGUCCAUUCAAAGGUGCCAUUGCAGCUCAUUAUUUCUGGCAUUCGGGUACUGAGAUGCAGAAAUCACUGCUUGGCUUCCUUCAGACUCUUUUGUUCGAAAUUCUCGUGCAAAUGCCCGGCUCUAUUGCCUCAAUACUCCCCUCUCAGUGGGAGCGUGCAAUGGAUUCGCCGUUCCAAGUUCGCCAAAUGGCGUGGUCUCUAGAGGAUCUAUCGCGCGCAAUCAAUAACCUCGUGCAAAUCGACGAUCUUGGGAUCAGAUUGUGUCUCUUCGUGGAUGGGCUGGACGAGUUUGAUGGCGAUCAUCAGGAGGUCUGUAAGCUGCUAGUUUCGCUGGUUAGAACACCGCAUAUCAAGAUAUGUCUAUCGAGCCGGCCUUGGAAUGUAUUUGAAGACGAAUUUGGCGGUAACGCCGCGAGACGAAUCAACAUUCAUGAAUUGACAGGGCCCGACAUUGAAAAGUUCGUCAAGGGCCACCUCUUCUGCCAUCGCCAUUGGAAUACGACAAGCUUGGAAACAGAAGAGAAGCAAGCGCUGAUGAAUGAAAUACGUCAACGAGCAAAAGGGGUGUUUCUUUGGGUAGUUCUCGUCACAAAAUCACUAUGCGACGGCCUAACAAAUCAAGAUAAGCUUCAUGAUUUCAUGCGUCGACUAGAACUUCUGCCAAAUGAUCUGGAAGAUUUAUUCAAGCAUAUCUUGAACCGUGUUGACCCAAUUUACUGGCAAAAGUCCGCAGAAUAUCUUAAACUCGCGCUUGACAGUGAUGGCCGUUUGCCAGCACAAGCUUACGAUUUUCACGAGUCGGAUCACGAGGACAAGAAUUAUGCAAUCUUAUGGCCGAUUCAGCCACUAUCCUGGGAACGUCUCUGCACAAUCCAGGGCCGAGCCAAACGGCGCAUCGCGGCGCUGACGGGCGGUCUUCUUGAGGCAGAGGGGGCGGUUGGAACGAUCAACAUUGAUUUUUUACAUCGGACAGUUUCGGAUUUCCUUCGUACUCGCAGCAUUUCUAACGAAAUUCACGAGAGGACGAGGCGUGAUUUUGACGUCCAUCUCAGUCUGGCAAAGUUACAUACCGUUCUUUUGAAGUCAGACCUAGGGCGGCAAGCAGAAACCCCCCAUCAAGUCAACAUUGAGCGUUCUUUCGCUCCUACCCAAUAUGUGGCAAAGAUAUUUCAGUACGCUUCCAAGGUUAGGUCGGAACACCUCCAAGACCUCUUCGGAUUGCUUGACUCAGUUGAGAGGGCACUUGGACCCGUUAAAUCGUGGCAGCAAGACUUCAAAAAAUCUCUACUCAAGUCCAAACUUUCGAACGUCGUAUCAAGAAAAUUGUCAAAUGAUGCGAGUUACUUUUCAAUGUUGGAAAAUGGUCCAAUUGAUACAUUGCUAACUGGGCAUUCACCCCCUCUCGAGAUGCUCGACGUACUUUUCCGAUAUGGGCAUGAUCUUAACGAGGCCACAGAUGGAAUCACCUCGCCCUGGUCCAGGUUUUUCCGUUCGUUCACAAUAAAACAUCUCGAUGAAUUCGUUCUCACCUUCAGGGCCCUUGUCAGCCAAGGCGCAAGCCCAAAUGGAAUGGUUCGAUAUACGCGCUGCGACCAAACAGUGUUCUGCAUUUACGUGAUUCUUCCAUUUUCCUAUUAUACCAGAGAUGUUAAUGUCGAUAAAUACUUGUCAACUUUGGAUGUCUUUCUAGAUUACGGCGCUGAUUUCGGAAAAGAGAUAACCUUCCACAAGGCAGGGCCCAUCGAUGAGCGUCAUUGGUGGCCGCAGAAGAUUGAUAGCCGAUCUAACACGGUGGCAAAAGCCUUUAUUAAAGGUUUAAAGUUGCUUGGAUCGAAUAACCAGAUGGAGCCAAACAGAAGAAUUGUUUUCGAAACGACGAGGCGAAUCUUGUUGAAAAGAGGCAACGAUAGACAGCUAGUGUCUGAGCUUCGCAAGGUCAUCCCCAAGGCAUUCCCAGAGCACAUGACGCUCUCGUUGCUUCGAAUGCUGCCGCAAAAGCAGUCUCGUAAGACGGCAUCCAAGCGGAAAAGAGCUGAGGAUGAGUUCGAGAGUAAUGGAACGCGGGUUAAACGGCGCCAAGGUGGCUUCAAACCAGAGUGA
Clonostachys solani is the source of this 3033-nucleotide messenger RNA. The record is from the annotation of a GenBank genome assembly. NCBI's taxonomy places the organism in Eukaryota, Fungi, Ascomycota, Sordariomycetes, Hypocreales, Bionectriaceae.